Molecule: messenger RNA, 4552 nt
Organism: Felis catus (domestic cat)
Lineage: Eukaryota; Metazoa; Chordata; Mammalia; Carnivora; Felidae
Product: olfactory receptor 56A4-like
Exons: 2
Coding region: 3111-4055 (314 amino acids)
Biological process (GO): G protein-coupled receptor signaling pathway
Cellular component (GO): membrane
Molecular function (GO): G protein-coupled receptor activity; olfactory receptor activity
Source: RefSeq, a predicted model, not a curated record
UCUCUCUGCCCCUAUCCCACAUGUGCUUUCUCUGUCUCCCUCAAAAUAAAUGAAUAAACAUUUAAAAAAGUAAAAUGCAUCUUUUGUAAGUAUUAUGGAUAUAUUUACUCUGAUAGUCUUAGUCUUGUACUUAGAAUACGUGCUCUAUCUACAUAAAUGCAAUUGCCGAUUGCUUUAUAGCUACCAUCUUAUUAUUUGUAUAUAACCUCAAAUAUAUUAAUUUCCUUCUACUUUCUUGUCUUAUUUUGGAUUAAUGAAAUUUUAUGCAAUCUUUUUUAGUAUUAUUUUGGUGACGAUCCCAGCAUAAAAUCAGUCAAGAUGAUAUUCUUGACUUACUAGUCUAUUUAAGUAUACUGUUUGAAGUACUCAGGAUUCCAUAUAGUUGUUUUCCUUUCAGUGACAUAUUUUCCCUGUGUGAAAAACUUAAUAUAAAUUAAUGAUAAAAUAAAUCAUCAUAAAGUACUCAUUUUAAAAACAAUUUUUUCUAGAGUGCAGCUAAUAUAUAAGAUGAAGUCAUUUCAUAAGUCUGAUGUCAUUUGUCUUUCUCAAGGGUCUUUUAGUUACAUCCUCUGAGUCUCUGAUUGAUAUUUCUUUCUAUUACAAGUAAUACAUCUCAGUUCAUGUAACUUGCAAAUGCCUCAAAAGAAACUAUGAGCUAAUCACUACUCUUUCACUUCAUCUGAGUAUAAAUUCAGAAAUCUCUUUUUACAUUAGAAAUGUGUGUGUGCAUCUGCACAGAGGCAGGAACCCAUGGGAGCAGGAUGCCCAAACAAACUCUUCAUGUUUCCAGCCACAGGAGAGUGGCUGUUAUAGAGACAUCUUUAUAAAGUCAUCCAGGGGCCAAAGCCACAAUACUUUGGUUUCUCUUCAGAUCACAUAAAUAUCUCCUGUUUUACCAAAGUCAUAUGCAGUGGGCUAGUGAGAGGUUGAGAAGUCACACUUUGCCUGACAGCAGCUGGAUGAUCAAACUGCCAUUUGGGGCAGAAUUUCUCUGUAGGUAUUUUGGAAACAGUAUGUUGGAAAGCCAAGCAUAAGUGACACUUUUGAGUUUGCACUUCAAUUUAAUUCACUGCUCAUAUAGAAGAAUGUUAUUGUAUCCUCAGAUGUUGGUAUGUGAAGACCUGAAGAUUACCCAGUGUGUGAGCAUGAACACAUUAGGUUGCGGGUCAGCUGAGCUCACAGAAGGUCAGCUCAGCUUUGUCUCUGAUUUGAUUAUUUGAGGCAUAUUUUAAGUGUCUGGAUUUGUGCCAACUGCCACAAAGAAAAAUGAUGCGUACCUUUUUCUUGACUUUAAUGAGCUUUGGUCCUCCUAGGAAAGGUGCCUAAGAACUAUAGAUCCAGGCAGAGGGAUAAAACCAUGAAACAGGAACCUAUAGAAUUCCCAGGUGUCCCUGGGAGGAAGAUAACUUUCAAAUUGGGAGAUCAGAGAUUGGCCAGAAUUGUGGUCAAAUUUAGGUAAAGAUAAUGGGAGAAGCAGUCAAUGUAAUGUCUGAAGCUGAGCAGAGCUGAGGCUAGGGGUGGCUGAACUGAGGUGGCAGUCUUGGAUUAGGGUUAGCCUAAAUCAGUGGUUAGGCCAGUUAAUGACAGUUGGAUGUAGCUUUAUCAUUCUCAAAGUAUUGUCCCUGGAAAAGCAGCAUAGGCAUUACCUGGGAACUUGUUAGAAAGGUGAAUUCUUGGCUUUUCUCCCCAAACUACAAAAUAGGUAACUCUGGAGAUUGGUGUCAGCAAUCUGUGUUUCAACGAGCUCUCCAGGUGAUUCUCAUACACACCCACAUUUGAGAACCACUGGUCUAGAUAAAAGAAAAGCCUGAUAAGAAGCCCGCACUAUAUAUUGAAGAAAAAAAAAAUGGAGAGCUCUAAAUAUCGAUUUGGAGGUGUGUGUGUGUGUGUGUGUGUGUGUGUGUGUGUGUGUGUAUUCAGGGGCACCCAAACAACAUGCGCCAAAAUUCAUCUGUAAGGGAUGGUGGGAUGGUUUUUCCUCUGCCUCAGAGGAGAACAACAGCAGAACCUGGCAACUUCUUCCCAUCAGGGUCCAGGAUGGUUAAGAAGAUCCUUGAAGAGAACUGAAGCUCCAGUUUGUGCAGCAUCCUGUCCUUGGGCAUGUUUAUUCCUUUAGUUCUUCUCUUGUUCUUGAAGCCUCAUUUCCUUAUUUUUUCUCCUUUACCCAGGAAAUACAAUGGUUUUUAUUUUAUUAUUUUUAAGCAGCUACUUACCGAAUACAGAUGCAAAUAAGAUAAUGCACAGGUAACUUUUGUAUUUAUUGUUUCCACCCCUAGGUUUCACCACUAAUUGUUUUUUUUUUCCUUUCCUAUUCUGCUUUGUUCUGCUUUUUAGUGAGUAUUAAGCAAGACUGCCAGUGGUUCACAGUACAUCAAGAUAUAGAGAUGCUAAAUUAAAAGAGUCAAGGGUAUUAUGAUGCUUUCAACAAUCUGUCAGUUUCAUAUAUCUGACUUGUACUUAUUGAGUGCCUUUUAUGUCAGCAGGUGCAGGGCACUUUUCUCUGUGCUAUUAUAAAAAGAUAAGAUUUCAUUGCUGACAAAUGGAGCACAGAAUUUUUGGCAGACAAAUAGGACAUACCAUUUGUAUGGGAGAGUGUUAUUAAUGCUUUAAUAGCAGCAUGCUCAGGAAGUUAAAGGAUCAUAGGGAAACAAUGGAAAGGGGAGGCAUCUAACCAUGGAUGCAGAAAGAGUAACAAGAAAAACCAUUCCUAAGAGCUAUAACUCUUGUUCCAGAUAGAAUGCAACAAGAAGAAGUUAGUUAUUUGAGGGCAAGAGAGUUGAUUCUAGGAGAAGGAGAUGACAUGUAAAAACACAGAGUUGAGACAAAGAGCAAAGCAUGUUCUGUCAGUGGCUGGGUUUAUGUGUGGAGUUGGAAUAUACUCGUGAAGGGAGUUAUUUUUUAUUCAUAAGGUUAUGAAUGCUAAGGACAUUGUUUUAACAGAGUCACUUGUACAAUUUAAAUUGUAGACAUAUUUCAUGUCAACAGAAUUGUGGAGAAACAUGACAGCCUAGAAAAAAAGCAGAUACAUCAGUUAGGAGAUUGUUAAUGAAACAGUCAAACCCUGAAUUCAUGUCUUUCCUUUUAGCGAGUUGCAGGCCCACCUGCCAGUCAUGGUACUAUUUCGCAACAACACAGGCACCCAGGUGACUGAAUUCCUGAUGAUUUGCUUCCCAGGAAUGCAGGAAACACAGCACUGGCUAUCUGUAGUCCUUGCUCCCCUCCUGGUUUUGGCUUUGGGGGCCAACUUUGUGUUAUUACUCACCAUUCGGCAAGAGACAUCUCUGCACGAACCCAUGUACUACCUGCUUGCCAUCCUCUCCGUGCUGGAUAUCAUCCUCUGCCUCACUGUCAUCCCCAAGGUCCUGCUCAUCUUCUGGUUCAACAUGAAGACCAUCAGCCUUGCAGGCUGCUUUCUGCAGAUGUUCAUCAUGAAUACAUUCCUUCCUAUGGAGUCUUCCACCUUCCUGGUCAUGGCCUAUGAUCGCUAUGUGGCCAUUUGCCAUCCUCUGCACUACCCAUCCACCAUCACUGAAAAAUUUGUCAUUUAUGCAGCCAUCUUCAUUGUCUUCCGCAAUUUUGUGGCCACACUACCCACACCAGUUCUGGCUGCCAGGCUCAACUACUGUGCCAGCAAUGUGGUGGAGAACUGUAUCUGUGCCAACAUUUCUGUAGCAAAGCUCUCCUGUGGGGAUAUUCACCCAAAUAAGCUCUACCAAUUUGUGAGUGUUUGGUGUCUACUGGGUUCUGACCUAGUGCUCAUCUUACUAUCCUACUGCUUCAUCCUGAGGGCUGUUAAACGUCUGCAGUCAGGAGGUGCAGCAACCAAAGCCUUGAGUACUUGUGGUUCCCAUCUCAUUCUUAUACUUUUCUUCUAUACAUUGCUGCUUGUCUUCAUCUUCACAAACAAGGCAGAAAAGAAGGUGCCCUCAGAGGUACCCAUUCUUCUCAAUGUCUUGCACCACCUCAUUCCACCAGCCCUGAACCCCAUUGUUUAUGGAGUACGAACCCAGGAAAUCAAGCAAGGUAUUCUCAAACUAUUCAAGUACCAGUUUUGAAAGAUAUGAGUCAAAGAUCCAGGAUUAUGAAAGUCUGUUUUAGUGAUAGAUUCAUCUAAAUGCCCCGAGGAACACAUAUGACAUCCAUGCUGCUACCCUCAUCUUGAACUUAAACCUUCUGCAGACACUGUCAUAAUAUUUACCCUCAUUAUCGCCCCCUCAAAUCCUCACUGAACAUAUGUUUAGGCAACAAUUACCUUUUUAUUCUAACCCGUUGCCAUCAUGAUCCUUCAAUACCCAUUCAUUAAAUAAUUAUUUAAUACUUUCCACAUACUUCUUAGUCUUUACAUUCUGAGUAACUGUCACAUUUAAUUCCUAGGGCAAGGAUGAGACAGCACUUUAAAUAUAACAUGGGGGAUGUGGGUAGGAACAGGGGAACCAAUGAAGACAAUAUUUUCUUAAAUGUUUUAUUUGUUUUUGAGAGAGAGUGUGUGUGAGCAAGGAAGGGGCAGAGAGAGAGGGAAAGAAGAUCCAAAGCAGGCUCUACACUGAAAGCA